CAUGACGGGAGGGGCCCGGGCCGAGGGCUUUGGGGGAAAAUCAGCGAAUAAUGAAAUAUCGUGUCUGAAUAAAAUCCCAUCGCCCCGUGUGGAGUCUGUCAUUCUUCUGCGCAAACUCGCCUUUAAAUUGUAGCGAAAGCUGACAUAGUGUCACCUCCCCUUUUGUAAAUAGCCAUGUGCGUUGGUAAAUAUGUUGCCGUUGGCAGAUUUGAACCCCGACUUGCAGAAGGCCCUGGACAGCGACUCUGACAGUGGCCAGGGCAGCUGUGAGACGGGCCAGGGCUCAGCCUCCUGCGAGGACAGAGAUUCAGAAGAAGAGAUUUUUGUACGUAAGAAAGGAAAAAGCAAGAAGGUGCUCCAGGACAGUGAGAGUGAAGAUGGAGAGGAGAGAGGUUCGUCCCUGCAGGAGGAGACUCUGGGUGCAGACAAGGGAAACGGGGAGGAAAAGGAGAACGUUGCUGCCCAGAGGAACAAGAAAUCCAGUCGGAUUCGCCAGGCUCUGCUGGACAGUGAGGACAGUGACACUGGUGACCAGCUACAGACUGAAAACCUGGAAACAGGCAGGGUGCCUGGCUUGGCUCAGGGUGAGCUGGGAGAGGAGAGACCCCUAAAAUCUGGGAGAAAUUGCAGGAAACACAAACACGAUGUUGAAGAGGAGACAGAAAGAAAAGCUGUAGGGAAAUCAAGAAGAAGGAAGGAGAAGGAAAAAAGAAUGGAGGUCCUUAAACAGCUGAAAAAAGAAAAGAAGCCUGGGGCAGAGCAGGUGGAUGGUGGUGAGAGGUUUCCCUUCAAUGACAGUGGAUGUCUUCUGGAUGACAAAGAGCUCUUUGAUAAUGGCUUAGAAGAUGAGGAUGAUCACCCCCCCGAGGAUGAGGAGUCCCUGGAAUCCAUACGAGCAGCAAUGAAAAACAAAGUGAAAAAACACAAGAAUAAGGAACGUUUUUUGGAGGGUGAGGGCUACAAACAUGUAUUUGAUGAGGAGGAUGAGGAGCCUGUGCUAAAGGAACCAAAGAGGAAGGAGCGGAAAGCAGCAAGGUUAAGUAAAGAGGCCAUUAAACAGCUGCACAGUGAGACCCAACGACUUAUUAGAGAAUCAUCCGUGUCUCUCCCAUACCACGUGCCUGAGACGAAAACCAUUCACGAUUUCUACAAGCGCAGACCUCGACCAGCCUGCCAAGGAAAUGCCAUGGCCUUGCUCAAGUCCUCAAAAUACCAGCUGCCCCUAAAUGAGGAAUCUGCAGCCACUGGGAACUUGAGCAGGGAUUGCAAAGAGGGGCCAGUGGAAGGUGAUCAAUCAGCAGCUGCUGAACCAGAAAGGAGCCUUGGCAGAGAUGUUGAUGCUGCUGUGAAUGAGCCUCUUGCUGCUGUGGGGAAGAACUUGCCAGAAGACUGUGCUGAGCAGCCCAGGCAGGAUAAUGAGGGUUCCUGUGCAGCUGGGACUGUAACAACUGGUGAUAACACAGAGGAGCAGCAGCUCUCCAACCUCCUGAGCACUGAUGGUGGUGAGCAAAAGGAGAGUGAAGUUCCUUCAGCAGCUGGAGAUGCCCUUGAGCAAAGAGGCCAAACAGCACCAGACGUAGCAGGUGAAGCCAACAGUCACCAGGCAGGGCCUGGAUCGGUGGCACAGCCUGAAAAAGUGAGGAAAUCCAAGCUGGAUAAACUUCGUGAGCUGGGAAUAGACCUGUCCAUCAAGCCAAGAAUCUGCUCUGACAACGAAUCCUUCAUAAACCUCGAUGAAGCUGAUUCAAAGAAAGAACUAGAAGCCCUGAAAGCACGUUUCUUGAAGCACACUCUCAGAACAUCAAAAUCCAAACCAGAACGGGCCGUGAACAUGAACAUCAUCCGUAAGGAGACAACGUCUGAUGGGAAGGAGGAACUGAGAGCAGAUGUGGUGCCAGCAGUGUUGGCUGCAGAGAGCCUGGAGGAAAUGGCCCACACAAAACCAGGGGAGAAGCUCCAGGCCCUGAAGGCCAAGCUGCAGGAGGCCAUGAAGCUCCGCAGGACCGAGGAGCGCCAGAAGCGGCAGGCGCUGUUCAAACUGGAUAACGAGGAGAUGCUGGAGGAGGAAGAGGAGGAGGAGGAGGAAGAGAUGACAGAUGAGUCUGAGGAGGAGGAAGAAGGUGACCACGAGGAGUCAGAGUUUCUGCUUGAUGAAGCAGAGGAAGACAAUGAAGAUACAGAAGAGAAACACGUUGAAGAUGGUGAUAAAGAAACGGACAAAGAAUCAGUUGAUGGAGAAAAGCUGGAGAAAUCUGAGCACUGUGAUUCUGUUCUAAAACAUCCUUCAACAGAGUCUACAUUGAUGCUUUUUAAGGACAGCUCCUCAAAAAUGGGGUAUUCUCUUCCUGAUGAGAAACUGGAAAUGGAAGAAGCUGCAGACAAAGGCUCUACCAAGUUAGAGGAUGAUGAUUCAUUUUCUCUGCCAACACUGGCAAAGGACAACAGCCACAACAGCAGCUUUGAGUUCAUUGGCUCCAUGAUCCCGUCCUACCAGCCCUGUAACAAACAGGCCUCCCGGGGAGGGACCUUCUUCCCUGCAGCAGGAGGGUUCAGGUCACCCUCCCCAGGCUUCUUCAAAACCAGCUUCAUCAGCUCUGCUUCCAAGAGCUCAGGAAAGACAUCUGAGCCCUCCCUCCCCAUAGAAGAUUCCCAGGACCUGUACAAUGCCUCUCCUGAGCCCAAGAGUUUGUUCCCAGGGGCUGGGGAGUCCCGGUUUCAGUUUUCCCUGGAAGAUGACACUCAGAGCCAGCUGCUUGAUGCAGAUGGGUUCUUGAAUGUUGGACAACACAGGAAUAAAUACCAGUCCUCCAAGCAUCAGCUGCCUCUGGCAAGCAUGGAUGAGAAUGCCAUGGAUGCCAACAUGGAUGAGUUGCUGGACCUGUGCUCUGGACAGUUCAGCAGCCAGGCUGAGCAUGUGCCAAACCCCAGCAGCAGCAAAAAGCAGAACAUGGAAGAACUGCUCAAUCUUUGUUCAGGAAAAUUCGUGUCUCAGACAGGUUCUCCCACAUGGGCUUCUUCGGUGUCUUCCAAGGCAGAAAAAGACAGUGACAUAGAAGAUCCAAUGGCAGAGGCUCUGGAGCUCUGUUCAGGCUCCUUUCCCACAGACAGGGAAGAGGAAGAGGAGGAGGAACAAGAAGAACUUGAUGGUUUUCAGCUCUUAACAGAUGAAGAUGCCUUUGCAAGUGAAGAGGACGAAAAAGAUGGAGACAGUGCUACUGAAGAAGCAGAAACGAGCGACGAAGAGGAAGCAGUGCUGAGACAUAGGCAGGGCUUGAAGAAGAAACUAAAACUGCGGGAUUUCAUGGAGGAUGAGGCAGAGCUGUCGGGGAGUGACGUGGGAAGUGAGGAUGAGUACGACGGCGAAGACCUGAACGAGUAUGAGGAGGAGCUGAUCGACGAGGAGCUGCCCAGUGAAGUGGAAUUAGGAAACCAAAUACAUAAACUACACAUGAAGGCCAUGCUGGACGACGACAAGCGCCAGCUCCGCCUGUACCAGGAGAGGUACCUGCCCGACGGGGACCUGCACAGCGACGGCCCGGGCAGGACCAGGAGGUUCCGCUGGAAAAACAUAGAUUUUGCCUCACAGAUGGACUUGUUCCAGGGAGACUCGGAUAAUGAGGAGGACAAUGAGCAGUUUGAUGAGACAGAAGUGAAGUGGAGAAAGGAGCGAUUCGAGCGAGAGCAGUGGCUCCGUGAGCAGAAGGAAAAAAACAAAGAGCAGGAGGAGGAAGAGGAAGAAAUUGGUGAAGACAGCGAAUUCAUGAAACUAGCAAAAAAAGUGACUGCCAAGUCCCUGCAGAAGAAAGCCAGCCCAGCAGUGGUGGCAUGGGACACUGCCCUGUUACCCAGGAACCCCUUUGAAGCAUUCAGACCCUCCAGUGACAGCCAGAUAAAAAAUGGGUCUCUGUUGAAGAGACCUAAAGCUGUCCUUCAGAAACUGGCAGCAAUGUCAGAUCUGAAUCCAAAUGCCCCUCGAAAUUCAAGGAAUUUUGUCUUUCAUACACUUUCCCCAGAGAAGAGUGAAGAGGCAAAAGAGAAAUCAAAACCUCAGGUGAAGAAGAGAGGCCCUUCUGCAGCGGUAACAUCGCUGGCCAAGCGGCCCAGGGUGGAGAGCACAGAGGAAACCAGUCAGAGCCGAAGCAUCUUCCAGUUCUUGGAGAGCUGAAUAUUCCUGUUCAGGGCCAGAAGCCAUGUCUCCUCUUUGCCAGCUUCAGUUUGCUCAGCCAAUCUGCCAACAGUCACCAGGCAGGGAAACAAACUGCUGUCACCUCCUUCACAGGUUCCAGAGAUUUCCAGGCAGUGGUUCUGUGCAUUCCCCUUUGUUUCUUGUCAGUUCUCCGUGGCAGAUGGGAGCACAGAAUCCAUUCCUGGUUUGGAAUGAAAUGCUAACCUGGUCUUUCCCAAGCAUUAAGGAACCUGACCCUGCUGUUAGGGCUGCCCUCACAGGUGUCGCAGUGGUAUCAGUUCCACCUGGAAAUGCCAUUUGUGUGACAGGGAUGACACAGAAAUGCCUCAUUUAGCUGAAAGCACAAGAAAGGAGGGAUUUCUGCAGCCCUGGGAGAGAAGGCAGCUGUGCUGGCUGUGGCAGGACACUGUCCUUUACACCUGCAGCACAAAGUUUUAGCUGUGCCUUCCUCCAGUGUCUUUUCUCUAACGUUGAGCAUUUAUUAAGCUUCACCUUUUAAGAAGCUCUAAUUUAUCUCUGAAAUGUUUACUUUGUAAAAAAAAAUGUCCCAGUAUGAGAAGGGUUUCUUUCCAAGUUUUUAUUACUGUUGAUAUCCUUAAACAUGCAGAUGAAUGUGUGUGUGGAGAGGGAAGGAUGUGAGUAACGUGGGAGAGGAGGUAUGUGGGAUUUUUAUUUGCUUUGGUGGGGAGAGUUGGCUGGUUUGGUUUGGUUUGCCCAACUUCAGACUGUCUUAAAUUAUCCAUUCCGUUGUUUUCAUGGAAGCUGCACUCAUCCAGGAGAAACCAUCCAUUCCUGAGCAGCCAGUAAGGAAAGGGCUGGUCUAGGAUGAGGGAAUUAAGAAGGAACCAUCAUUCACAACUAUUCUAAAUAGUGUGAGAGAAACCUGAGCCAGCGUAUCCAGCAUUCCUGAUGGUUCUGGUCACAUGUUGAAGGUGUUGGAGAGCAGAUAAUGGUGCCACAGGACCCUGCUCUGUGAGACUGAACAUCUCUGGGACUGGAUGUCACAUUCUUGAGGUGCCAACAUGUCUGGGCUGUAAAUUUUGUACCAUCGUGAGCACACACCUGGUGUGCUGUGUGUAAAAUGUUUUAUUGUAUAUUAUGUUUAUAAAGAAUUAUGGUACUAAUUGAAGUGCAAGUUUACAAUAAAAUGUGGUUUUAAUUUUG
Molecule: messenger RNA, 5350 nt
Organism: Pseudopipra pipra
Lineage: Eukaryota; Metazoa; Chordata; Aves; Passeriformes; Pipridae
Gene: CLSPN
Product: claspin
Exons: 25
Coding region: 191-4165 (1324 amino acids)
Biological process (GO): activation of protein kinase activity; mitotic G2 DNA damage checkpoint signaling; mitotic DNA replication checkpoint signaling
Molecular function (GO): anaphase-promoting complex binding
Source: RefSeq, a predicted model, not a curated record